AUGUGGGUUUCCCCUAAAAACUGCUGUCUCGCCUCCCAGAAGCUCCAGCUCGACAAAAGGAGCUCGAAGAAACACGAAUCGGUCGUCGCCUUUCUGAUAGCUCAUGGAUUCUCCGAUGCCCAGAUUAUGAUACUCAUCACAAAGCAACCUAUGAUCCUCAAGUCUCGAGUAGAUAAAAACCUCCAGCCCAAAAUUCAGUAUCUCUUCAAUAAUGGCUUUGCGAGCUCGAUUCUCCCGGUGAUCGUUAUAUCUAAUCCAGCAAUUUUUAGGAGAAGCUUGAGUUCUCUAAUAAAACCAUCAUUUGAUUUUCUGAAGACGGUUAUUGAGACCAGUGAGAAAGUGGUAGUGGCUGUUAAGUGCUUGCCGUGGCUUCUGACAUCUGAUCUAAAGGCAAAGAUGCAACAAAAUGUUUACUUUUUGAUAAGCGAGGCAGUGCCCAUGGAGAAUAUCUCCAAACUGAUCCUGUUUCAACCAAGAGUGAUUUUGCAGAACGUUGAUAAAGUAACACGUACUGUAAAGAGAAAAAUUGAAAUGUUUAAGAGCUUGGGGUGCUCUGAAGAAGAAAUUAUGUCUGCCUCUAAGCGUUUCCUGUCUUUUUUGACUUCUUUAGAGGAAAAAAUUAAGAGUGCUGUGAAUUUUUAUGUGAACACUAUGAAGUUGGAGCCGUGGGCUAUUUUUGCCCUCCCUAAGUUUCUAAAUUAUGCAAUUGACAAAAGAAUGCAACCAAGGUAUAAUCUUAUGAAGUUUUUGGAGUCCAAGGGACUGCUUGAAUGGAACAAGAAGCUCGUUUGGGAGCUUAUGUACCCCGAGUAG
This is a messenger RNA of Malania oleifera, 813 nucleotides long. Its product is annotated as transcription termination factor MTERF5, chloroplastic-like. The transcript has 2 exons. NCBI's taxonomy places the organism in Eukaryota, Viridiplantae, Streptophyta, Magnoliopsida, Santalales, Ximeniaceae. Bases 1 to 813 code for a protein of 270 amino acids. The record is from RefSeq and is a predicted model, not a curated record. Gene Ontology annotation, molecular function: double-stranded DNA binding. Gene Ontology annotation, biological process: chloroplast organization; regulation of DNA-templated transcription. Gene Ontology annotation, cellular component: chloroplast.